GAGUUGCGACCACAUCCCCCGCUACAAGGCCCCGACGCGGCAGGCUACCGACUGGCGACAGAACUGGGGGAGGGGAAGCCCCGUGCUGCCCCAAAUCCAUCCCGCGACGCCGGCCAUGGCCAUGGCCGCGCCGAGCAUCCGCACGGUGGCCUCCGUCUUCGGCCUGCUGCUCCUCGUCUUCGCGCUCUCCUCCACCGUCAUCUACCUCGUCUCCUCGGCCCCCGCCGCCGCCCCCAGCAGCAUCCUCCUCAACCUCCGCCCCUUCGCCGCCAGGUGCCCGCCCGCCCCGCCGCUCCGCGUCUUCAUGUACGACCUCCCCGCGCGCUUCCACGUCGCCAUGAUGUCCACCAAUUCCGCGGCGCCGGCGCCCUCCAACGGGUCCGGCGCCGCGUUCCCCGCGUGGCCGCCGUCCGCGGGCGGGAUCAGGCGCCAGCACAGCGUCGAGUACUGGAUGAUGGCGUCGCUGCAGCUGCAGGGCGGCGGAGGAGGCGCGAGGGAGGCCGUCCGGGUGCGGGAUCCGGACGCGGCCGACGCCUUCUUCGUGCCCUUCUUCUCCUCGCUCAGCUUCAACGUCCACGGCCGCAACAUGACCGAUCCGGACACCGAGGACGACCGCCGACUCCAGCAUUCAUCACUGCGGCCUCAUAGUUGGCAAUCAUGCGAGGUGGAACUUAUGGACAUUCUGUGGAAGUCUAAAUACUGGCAACGAUCUGCAGGACGUGACCAUGUGAUUCCAAUGCACCACCCAAAUGCUUUUAGAUUUCUGAGAGAUAUGGUGAAUGCAUCCGUUCUUAUAGUUUCAGACUUUGGGAGAUAUACAAAGGAAUUGGCUUCCUUGAAGAAAGAUGUUGUAGCACCGUAUGUGCAUGUUGUAGAUUCCCUCCUUAACGAUGACCCAUCUGAUCCAUUUGAGUCUCGCCCUACACUGCUUUUCUUUCGGGGACGCACAGUCAGGAAAGAUGAAGGCAAAAUCCGCAAAAAACUCGCUAAGAUAUUGAAAGACAAAGACGGUGUGCGCUUUGAGGAUAGUCUUGCCACGGGCGAUGGCAUUAAAACAUCUACAGAAGGUAUGCGGUCAUCAAAGUUUUGUCUCCAUCCCGCCGGGGAUACUCCUUCCUCAUGCCGCUUGUUUGAUGCCAUUGUCAGUCACUGUGUUCCUGUGAUCAUCAGCAGCCGAAUUGAGCUGCCUUUUGAGGAUGAGAUUGAUUACAGUGAGUUCUCACUUUUCUUCUCAGUUGAGGAAGCUCUAAGACCCGAUUACUUGCUCAACCAGCUCAGGCAGAUGCCUAAAGAGAAGUGGGUUGAGAUGUGGUCAAAACUAAAAAAUGUCUCUAGUCACUAUGAGUUCCAGUAUCCUCCCAGGAAGGGUGAUGCUGUGAACAUGAUAUGGCGGCAGGUGAAGCACAAAAUCCCUGCAGUUAAUCUGGCGAUUCACAGGAAUAGGAGAUUGAAAAUUCCAGACUGGUGGUGAGGACUGGUUAAUCGUGUACAUAUUAUCACAUCAAUGACUAUAUUGGCAUCAUUUGGUUCACGGCAAAGCCAUGCUGGUCAUUCCUUGUGCGCCAGGAGUUCAGCUUAGCACCAUGAGGUGGAAUUACGGUUUACUGACAGGCACCAUUUUUGCCCCUUUUUUGUUGAUCCUCUAGCACCAGAACCAUUCCCCCUGAGGUUAUGAUAUAGUGAGUAGUAAUGUUAUAGAGCAGACUUGCUUGACAAAAGCAUGUGUAUUAUCCUUAAAACACACACUGACACGCAUACAAACAUGUGUACCAAUAGAUACAAUUUCUCUCA
Lolium perenne is the source of this 1791-nucleotide messenger RNA. Its product is annotated as probable arabinosyltransferase ARAD1. Lineage: Eukaryota; Viridiplantae; Streptophyta; Magnoliopsida; Poales; Poaceae. Gene Ontology annotation, molecular function: glycosyltransferase activity. The record is from RefSeq and is a predicted model, not a curated record.